UCUCUCGCUCUCUCUCUCUCUCUCUCUCACCGUAUCUUGCUUUCCUUGUCUCCCAGGUGGAUUAAACAAUGCAGCUUGUUUCUGGGCUGAGCUGAUGGGGACUGCUGAAUAGCAGAAGAGAAAUGUAACUACAUCCCUGUCACCCACUCCCUUUGCUUGAUAACAGAGGUGUGUGGAGCAAGUGAAGAUGAUGUCUUCAAAUUUUAAUGACAUAGUGAAACAAGGUUAUGUGAAGAUCAGGAGCAGACGUCUCGGGAUUUAUCAGAGAUGCUGGCUGGUGUUCAAGAAAGCAUCAAGCAAAGGGCCAAGGCGACUGGAGAAAUUUUCUGAUGAGCGUGCUGCAUAUUUUAGAUGCUAUCACAAGGUCACAGAACUUAAUAAUUUGAAGAAUGUACUCCGACUUCCAAAAAGCACAAAAAAGCAUGCAGUUGGGAUCAUUUUUAGUGAUGAUACUUCAAAGACCUUUGCUUGUGAAUCAGAGCUAGAAGCUGAUGAAUGGUGUAAAGUACUGCGUUUGGAAUGUCUAGAACCACGGACCAGUGAGCUCAGCCUCGGAGAGCCUGACUUACUUGCAUCUGGAGUACAGAGGGAAUGCAGUGAGCGGUUUAAUGUCUACUUAAUGCCAUCUCCCAACCUGGAUGUUCAUGGUGAAUGCAUGCUUCAAAUAACUUUUGAGACAAUUUGCCUUUGGGAUGUGCAAAAUCCUUGGCUAAAAUUGGUUUCAUGGCCCCUGAGUGCUCUCAGGAGGUAUGGGAGGGACCCAACCUGGUUCACGUUUGAAGCUGGGAGGAUGUGCGACACGGGAGAAGGACUGUUUAUCUUUCAGACCCGAGAUGGUGAGACUAUUUAUCAGAAGGUACAUUCGGCAGCCUUGACUAUAGCGGAACAGCAUGAGAGAUUGCUACAGAAUGUAACAAACUCGAGGCUUCAAGGGAAGAUGAAUGAAAGGACGGUAUCACUCAGUACAGUAAUGCCUCUGCCACGCAGUGCAUACUGGGAACAUAUCACACGGCAAAACAGUGCAAAUCAUCUCAACACUUUUAAAGAUGAUAGAAAUCUACUGAAACUUCCUAGGACUGACACGUUCCAUACAUACAAGUCAGAGCACUGACAGUGGCCGAAUCCAUGAACAUGAUGUCACAUGGAACAAACAUGGAAUGAACAAUAACUAAGAUAUUACAUGACAGAAAACAGAUACUGAUUUGCCCAACUUUUGCAAUACGUUUUUUUACAUUAGAAGACUGGAUAACGCUUUAUAGACAUUUACAGAUCUCAGUUUCAUAACCUGAAGCCAGAGUGGAGAAGACGUCAGACGUAUUUAUACAAUGUUUUGUAUGUCAGAUGUUUUACUGAGUAAUGUUCAUAUUGUUAUGUCUUGUUUGUUUCCAUGUCUGUAUCUGUGGAAUAGCUACUGGUUAAUAGAAACAACAAUGAAUCCCUCAUCUUAAUCAAUGUACAAUUUACAAAUCAGUGAUUGCUUUCCGAUAUAAAAUAUAUUUCCUCACACAUUAACUUUGCAAGGCAGGACUUGGACAAUGCUUGUUAAUCACAGGGCAGGAGAAAAAAGCAUUUUAGUUUUGUUUCUUUAAGUUCAGCAUCCUAGUGUCUCCAUGAAUAAAGAUUUUCCAACAGUAUUAAGAACAUUCACCUGUACAUUUCAAUGUGACUUUAGGGACAGUAAUGGUACCAUAUCAAUCUGUACAGUUACUUUUUCCUGAUUUUUCCCGAUUUACAAAAUACUUAUAACCCGUAAAACACAUUGAUAAUAAUAAAUGCCUACUGCCACAUUAACAUUUUUCUGUCACUGUUUUCUGACCCAAAACAGUACUUAUUCAAUGCCUUUUGCAGCAUCAAAAACUAAAUUCUGACUAAAAACAGUAUUAUAGAAUGCACAGUAAUUUAUGAGAAUAGCACUUUUUACAUGUGUAAUCCUCAAGACAACAACCAAGAUAUAUAGAAUGUAUAGGGACUCCAACUUAUCGACAAGGUAAAAUUAAUAGUUAGAAAACUUAGUACAAGUCUGACAGAAACUCAUAUUUUGUAGUAAUAAUGAUGAUAAUAAGAACAAUAUAACUAGGGCUAAGCAGAAACACAGCUUAAACAAGCUGUAAACAGAAAGGUUCUUUAUCGAGAACAUUAUGUACAUCUAGAGAUGAUUGUCGUGAAAUAAGUUAUAUAUUAGUGCCAUGCAAAUUGACCUACUUAAACUGGAAAAAGAUGGAAUACCUCUCAGAACAAAAUUUAAUAAAUUGUUCAACUGUUUUAAAACAACCGAAGUAAAUGAGGUUAAAUAUCCUUUCAUUGUUUAAUAACAGAAUUUAUUAAAUGUUUUAUAGCAUAUAAUAAAAUAAUGUGGAGAAGGAAAAUAAAACCAGAACAUAAAGUCAGUGAUUUCAGAUAUCACCCCCCUUGUUAUAUUGUCACUGUUGUUGAUACCAUGGCAUCUAAUAAGUCAAAUUUUCAUGUACUAUAUAUAGACUUAAUUGCAGAACAAAGAAGACAUUAUUUUUGCAAUAUAAUUUUAGAAUUGUAAGUUAUGAUCACAACCUAAGCUCAGACAAUGCAGUGUGACUUUUAAGAUGCACAAUAAUUUAAGAUAUUUUUUCAUACUUAGCUUGAUCUUAAGUGCUUUCGAGAAAUAUUUAUAUACAGUUUAUGUACCAUUUGUAGCGAAGCACUGUAUCUGUAAAGUGCAGUGACAUGUGAGUAAAAUAUUUUCUAUUUUGCUUUUCACAGAACCUCACUCAUUGGCUUCUCUACCUGUAUCCAAUUGGUAUAUUCAUUUUAUGAGAUGGAAUCUGGCAUUCCUAGGCUAGGUGAGAGCCCUAUGGCCCAUUUGUUUAUGUCCUGGAAGCUGCAUAAUCCUAUCUAUUCCCCAGUGGAAAGACUUCAGUGUCAGAUAACUAGUCAGCUUUCAGGUCUUGUGGAGGAUUACCUUUCUCCAGGUAGAACACCACCUCAGCUGCUUUCUGAGCUGUGAUGCAUGCUGCCAUUAUUGGAGUUUGCCUCCACACAGUAAAUCCCCAUGCUCAUGCAUCUGCACUAUGGUAGUGCAUGCUGCAUAGGCCCAUACCCCAUGAGUGUAACAUCUACUGUUUUUCCACUAGGUCACACAUAAAUGGUGAGUCAGAGCUGUGGCCUUCCUCAGGAUGUGUGAGACAGCAGUAGCCAAUCACACACAUCCUCCCCUAUCAGCUCUGUCAGAUGACUUGAGGUGUUAAUUGAACUUUGGAUGCCUGUGCCAUAUUAGAUAGAGCUUUAUCCUUCCAUACCACAAAGCUGGCAUGAGCAGUCUUAAUGCAGAAGCAAAACUUGAGACAGCUGUUCUCUUUUGUCCUUAAAUGCUAUUUAGUAUAAAAUAUUACCAUUACGGCAUCAGAGUAAUUAGAUGACAUUUUCUGCAGUCUUUAAUAAACUGGAAUGAUAAUUCAGAGAAAAGUUAUCAUUUUAGAGAGCACAUCUCAGGUCUGCAAUUCGUGCUUUGCAAAAUUCAGAUAAAUAUAACUGGAAUGCCAAGUGAAACCUAUCUGGUGGGGGUGUUAACGAUGAAAACAGAGAAAUA
This is a messenger RNA of Protopterus annectens (West African lungfish), 3562 nucleotides long. It is a transcript of the gene DOK5, whose product is annotated as docking protein 5. Gene Ontology annotation, biological process: cell surface receptor protein tyrosine kinase signaling pathway; positive regulation of MAPK cascade. The coding region runs from base 188 to 1111 and encodes 307 amino acids. The transcript has 8 exons. Gene Ontology annotation, cellular component: cytoplasm. NCBI's taxonomy places the organism in Eukaryota, Metazoa, Chordata, Ceratodontiformes, Protopteridae. The record is from RefSeq and is a predicted model, not a curated record.